AUGCAAUCAUUGAAACCACCAACAGUACGGACCCGAUGGGCCACACAAGAGCAAGAUAUUCCGAAAUUGGGUAGGAUAAAAUGCAAUAAAAUCCGCAUCCUUGACGACAACCAUGGGGCGGGAGAAGCGCCACUCCCAGAAAUGUGCCCCGUGUGGUUUUUUAAAUCCCAUUUUCUCUCUCCUUAUUUUGCCACUUGGCCUGACGCAAUUGGAAGGGUAGAUCAACAGAGACGCCACCCCGAUACAACGAAGCCAAAGGCGGAAUUGCAUAUCACUGCGACCCUUUCUCGUUGCGAAUGGAAAAGCGAAGUCAAAGCACCCAAAGAGCCAAAGCCGCACCCCACGCCCGCCCCUCACGCGGAACUCUCUCCGACCGCCGCCGCCCAAAUUACCUUGGCAAGGGCAAAAACAACGCCCCAUUAA
This is a messenger RNA of Trypanosoma theileri, 423 nucleotides long. RefSeq lists its product as uncharacterized. The coding region runs from base 1 to 423 and encodes 140 amino acids. NCBI's taxonomy places the organism in Eukaryota, Euglenozoa, Kinetoplastea, Trypanosomatida, Trypanosomatidae. The record is from RefSeq and is a predicted model, not a curated record. The transcript has a single exon.